UACUAGACACAGAGUAGAUGUCAGUCAAAUCAAAUCGUCAAAGUUACGAAAUGAUACAAAAACAUUAACAUAACCUAAAAUUGUAGACUAAAGUAGUGAAAUAUAUUCUCAGUUUAAUAAGUUUCGUGAGUAUUAAUAUUUAAUUUAAUCGCAUCAAAAUGCAAGUUUUGCAUCAUGCGAUGAAGUCUAGCGAUGAAGAAUCAACGGUCGGGAAGAAAAGAAGAGGAAGUGAAGGCAGUGAAGUACAAGACGAGCAUGAUAUACCGGUUAUAAAGAAAUUAAAAACAGAAAUACACUCAACCACAGAAGAUAAUAUGGACUCGGAUUCAAGUAGUGAUUUUGAAAGGCCAACGAUUAAGGUAGAAAGACAAAUGGAAUUUGGAGAUAUCCUAAAAGAUUUUGAUGAUUUAAAUGAACCAGCUUGUAUGGACAGAAUACUGAUGUAUCUAGAAGAAAUCAAAGAUGAAGAUUAUUUUUUCAUGGAGUUAUUAGUGGAUAAAUUAAAAGGUGAGACUAUAACAUGGGAACAACCGUGGUAUCAGCAGUCAAAUUCUCUUUCAAGGCCAUUUAAAAAUAAUAAAAAUGAGAACCAUGCAGAGCCUUAUAGAACAGACACAAUCUGCAAAGCUGAAAGUGAUUUGAUAGAACACAACUGGCGUCAAUUCAAGAAGCUAUAUGAAGUUCCUGACAAGUUAAUAUGUUUGGCUCGCUGGAGAAAUAAAGAAAAAAGUAGACUACCUAACACACCUGAAGAGCAGGCAAGACGUUUUGUAGUUGCAUUUUUGGCGCGUGGCUUAGAAAGAACAAUAUAUCAAGUGUUCAGGCAUAUUGUAAGCCAUUAUGGUGGGGCUGUGAAAGGUCCCUACUCCUCUGAUGAAGAAAAGAUCAUGAAAGUCUGUUUCACCCACCAUCCUAACCAUGCAGUCACAUUAUUGUCAAUGGUUUUGAGUAGAGAACCUAGGGGAAUAUACAAAAGAUUGCGGCAAAUGUUCAGUGGAAAACCAGAGAAGAAGAAGAUUAAAUGGUCAUUGUCAUUGGCAACUAGAUUUGUGAAGCUUUUGCUAAAGUACACAAAAUUGCCUUUAGAAGAACUGAAAUAUAGGAAAAUUGAUAAAGAAGUUUGGUUGAAACUAGAAAAGAAAUUUGAUCAACAUUAUAUACACUUACAGAGCUUUUGGUACCAGACUCUUCAUGUCCAGAUUUAUGUAAAAGAACCUCUGAAAAUAAAUAAACUAAGAAAAGGCGUAUUUCAAAGCCUACUGUCAUCAUCUUAUCAAGUAUGGACAGACAUUCGAUGGAAAGACCUAGUCAAGCAGUUUCCUGAUGGAAUAACACACAAGUUUUUAUAUAGUAUAUGUCGAAGUGUUGUAUAUAAAAUUCCAGAAUAUUUGAAGAAACCUCUACCUGAAGUUGCACAAUAUGCAAUAGAGAAAAUCAAGAAUCAUUCAUUUCAGAAACGUCGUUUGAAAACUUUACAGUUUGAUGAAAAUGGAGAAUUAGAAAUAGCUGGAUACUAACAAGAACAUAAAGUAUUAAGAUGUUAUAUCCAAUGUGAUAUUAUUUUAUGAAUUGAUUGCUUUAUUAUGUAAGUUAUUACUUGCUGAAUGUGCUUCCAAUUAACACUGACUAUAUUCCGCGUUCGACAUUGGACGUGGGGUCACCAAAAGUACAACCCAAUAUCUAUGUAAUGGCAGUAUAGGUAUGAUGACCUAUACUAUGUAUCAAUAGACGUCCAUAUAGCGCAACCAACAACUUGUGUGGUGAUCAUGGUUAAUCAGAAAAUAGUCUUUGUGAAAUCUGUUCAAUUGAAAGGGUAUCCAGAGUUCAAAUUAACUCAUAAGACUGUUGUAAUGUGUAUAAGAUGUUAAUAAAAAGAUAAUAAUAUCACCAUACCUUUUGCAGCAAAGAAGUCUUUCAUUUUUAUAAAAUACCUUUAGUUAAGUAUGUAACUAGGUACUGGUUAUUAGUUUAAAACUUCAUAUAUUAUGUAUUUGUUUAUGUCGUAAAUACGCCUAAAAACAGACUGAAAAUAAGCAGGUAGGUAGGUAGG
Messenger RNA from Spodoptera litura, 2050 nucleotides. RefSeq lists its product as uncharacterized. NCBI's taxonomy places the organism in Eukaryota, Metazoa, Arthropoda, Insecta, Lepidoptera, Noctuidae. The record is from RefSeq and is a predicted model, not a curated record.